This is a messenger RNA of Fusarium verticillioides 7600, 3516 nucleotides long. RefSeq names its product propionyl-CoA synthetase. Lineage: Eukaryota; Fungi; Ascomycota; Sordariomycetes; Hypocreales; Nectriaceae. Bases 532 to 2865 code for a protein of 777 amino acids. The record is from RefSeq and is a predicted model, not a curated record. The transcript is spliced from 3 exons.
AAACCACCAAAUAAGCUUUACAGUUUACACGUUGUCAACGAACUCAACAAUUAUUAACUAUCACGGCUCGGCCUUAUACCGACCCGGCCGUUAUCCAUAAGGUCUACCGGGCAAAUGGGACGGUCAUCUUGGCGUAAUGCGGGGAAGGUUAUCUGGUAUGAAGCCACCCUACCCUGCCAAGCAAGCUGGGAGAGCCGCAAUUGAUGAUUAGAGAUGGGAAUUUGUUGGGGGGAAGCAUCUCGCUGUAUUUUUCUUGAUACUGCCAGUCUCCAAUAGUGCAAGAUGGUUUCACUGGACUCGCCCUCGCCUCGCCUUAAGGUAUAUCGCCUAUCUCCUUGGUCAAUGGUACUUCCUUUGAUCCGACAUCUCAUUUCAAGUAUCAAAGUCAAACUCCCUCGCCAGGACUUCUUUCAUCAAGCUUGACCUUGGAAACCUCUGUUGGACAGUUUCAUUGCAGAAGAGAUCGUCAUCCUGGCAGAGUUAUUUGUACACCGUCAAAGACGGCCCGAAGCUUGUCGGUAGUGAGGUCCGAUGCCGUUGAACCUAAGACAAGCCAUUCAGUUUAUCAUAUACACUCGGCUCCCUAGCUUAUCAGUUCCUACUCCGACAUGCCCCUUUAAUCAUCGUUGUUGCUAUUUGUUGCCGAGAUACCCCUCCCUGCCAAAGCCAUUGGCAUCGACAAAAGCACAGAGUUACUCAUCCAUGCCCAGUACUGCAUUGAAUGAGGAGCCCAAGAUACAAAGUAAGAACGAAAUACCAGCUAUGCCCCACAACCAGCAAGAUCAACAUAUACAAGACGAGGUGCUUCGUCACAGUCUUGAAAACCCCGAAGACUUCUGGAGACACCAAGCCGACCAUCUCCACUGGCAUAAGCCAUAUUCGUCAACCAUCCAGCUCACUCAGAAAACUCUCAAGAACGGUGUUACACAUGAUAGCUGGGAGUGGUUCCCAGGCGGCGAAAUAUCUACUUGUUGCAAUUGCGUCGAUCGACAUGUACAUGAUGGGCAUGGCGAUUCCGUCGCCAUCUACUUUGACAGUCCAGUGACAAAGACAAAGGAAAAAUAUACAUACAGUCAGCUUCUUGGUGAGGUUGAGACUCUUGCUGGUGCUCUAAGAGAGCAAGGGAUACAGAAGGGGAAUGUAGUCCUGCUGUAUAUGCCUACGAUUCCCGCUGCCGUGAUAGGUAUUCUUGCUGCUAAUCGACUGGGCGCUAUCCAUUCUAUUGUGUUUGGUGGUUUUGCCCCUCACGCUCUGGCGCAACGUAUCGAUUCAUGCCGUCCUACGGCUAUUCUGACGGCGUCUUCUGGUAUCGAUGGCAACAAACCUCCAAUUGCAUACAAAGGCUUGGUAGAGGAAGCGAUUCGGUUGGCUGGCCAUAAGCCCCAUAAUGUUAUUGUCUGGCAAAGAGAUCAGCUCCGUUGGAAUCUCAACCACGAAACUGGGCAGCUCGACUGGAACACGCUAGUCGACAGUGCCCGAUCUCGAGGAAUUAAGGCGGAUUGUGUGCCAGUCAAGAGCACCGACCCUAUUUAUAUCAUUCACACUUCAGGCACCACUGGAACCCCAAAGGGUGUACUCCGCGAUGCUGGUGGUCACGCUGUUGGUCUGCACCUGUCCAUAAGUUAUCUGUUUAACAUUCACGGCCCUGGGUGUGUUUCCUUUACGGCAUCGGAUAUCGGCUGGGUCGUCGGUCACUCAUACAUCAUCUACGGUCCGCUCCUCACAGGAGCUGCAACUGUCUUGUACGAGGGCAAACCCGUCGGUACCCCUGACGCAUCGGCGUUCUGGAGAAUAGUUGAAGAGUAUAAAGUCAACACCAUGUUCACAGCGCCAACAGCUCUACGUGCAAUCAGGCGCGAUGACCCCAACAACCAAUCCUUCAUCGAUUACGGCAAAAGGGGUGCUCUCAAAACUUUGCGAGCUCUCUUCCUCGCUGGAGAACGCUCCGAGCCUACGCUUAUCGACACUUAUCAGCAGCUCAUGGGUCAAUAUUGCGCCGAAGGCGCAGCCGUAGUUGAUAAUUGGUGGUCUACAGAAGUUGGUUCCCCCAUCACGGGGCGAGCGCUCGUUCCGCACGCUGGCAAGCAUCGCAAGACAGAAGUUCGUGGACAUCCACCUCCUUGCCUGAAGGCUGGUAGUGCUGGGAAAGCAAUGCCAGGCUUUGACGUUCGUAUCGUGGAUGAUGAGGGCAGUGAAGUCAAGAGGGGAUCCAUGGGAAAUAUUGUUUUGGCAAUGCCUCUCGCCCCGACAGGAUUUCGCACUCUGUGGAAGGAUGAAGAACGCUUUUGGAAAGGCUACUUGAAAAGAUUCGAGGGAAAGUGGCUUGAUACCGGUGAUUCGGGCUGGAUCGACCAGCAAGGUUAUAUCCAUGUGAUGGCACGCAGCGACGAUGUUUUAAAUGUCAGCGCGCAUCGUCUAUCAAGCGGAUCUAUUGAGCAGGCCAUUGCAGCCCAUCCUCGUGUCGUUGAAGUUUGUAUCGUAGGCGUACCGGAUUCACUAAAGGGUCAGCUUCCUUUCGCCUUCGUAGCACUUUCGGGACAAGGCUGUGCAGAUCCAGCAGUGCCGAGUGAAUCGGUCGUCAAGGAAAUACAGCAGUUAGUCCGUGGCCAGGUGGGUGCUAUAGCCUCACUAGGCGGCAUCAUCCAGGGCAAGGGAAUGAUCCCUAAGACAAGGUCUGGCAAAAUGCUACGACGGGUCCUCAAGGAGAUGGUGGAGAACGCCAUUCGUGGUGACUUUGACAAGGAAGUUGCGGUUCCUAGCACGAUUGAAGAUGUGUCGACAUUGACUGUUGCCCGUGCCAGGAUCAGGGAGUACUUUGAACGAGCAGAGACCGAGACGGAUGGCAUGGUGAAGGCUCGCCUAUAGAGCAGGUUUGAUAUGAGCGACCUUUCUGAAAAUACCGGAUCUUUUCUGGUAACUUCGAGUGGCCUGAUAUUGUUGGAAGAUACAGUGACUUAGUUUCUUCAUCCAGAGUCCAUUUCACUUGGUAGAUGAGCCACUCGCGAUGUUCUGACGCUCAUUCUCCUUAUUUAACGUUUGAUGGCUUCUGAAGGAAAGCUAGUUCGAGACGAGCCUCCGUUGCCUGCGAGGGCGUGACAGACUCCAGCAUUCUAUAUCGCAGCCGCAUUCGUAACCACAGAUAUCCUAUCCCACGCUACCGAACGUUUACUCGAAGCAAAAGACCCUCCAAUGUUUGACCAUUCGUAACCGGAGAUAUAGGCGUAAGAUUGUGACCGAAACUUCUUAUGGCCCCUAUCCUAGACUCCGGUGAACAAAAACAUAGCGUAUAGGUGAGUACAGCUCAGUCCUUGGAUGACUGGCCACUCAACUGCCUCGAAAAGAGGCUAUAUACGCUGCCCUGUGCCCUGGGUGCCAUCUUGGUACUGGAGAAGCGUGCUUCGGGUAGCCUUUUCCCAGCCUGCAGGCUUUCGAGGAUCCUAUUGAUAGCAUUAGUCAUGGCUCGAGUACAGAUGAGAGAUACAGGUACCAUUCAGCACCAACAAACUUAACUCCACA